Molecule: messenger RNA, 2184 nt
Organism: Protopolystoma xenopodis
Lineage: Eukaryota; Metazoa; Platyhelminthes; Monogenea; Polystomatidea; Polystomatidae
Source: the annotation of a GenBank genome assembly
AUGGCACCGAAUAUUUUUAGACCAUGGCAUUCUAACUCAUCUGAGUCUUCGUUAGACAAGAACGCGAAUUUCAAUGAUGUUGCUGAGCUCCCAAGUGCUCCCUCAGAAAAAAAUUGUUCUGAUAAUUCUGUCCUCCAUGAUUUCAAAAGCUUGGAUAAUCAUUCGUCUUUCAUACACAGCCAAGCAACUCGCUGGAGCGCCCCUGCACUCACGUCUACCGCCAGUGCCUCUACAAACGAAUUUUCCUCUUGUCGUCCUCUUCAUACGCCCUUGGGCCAGUGCUUACCCACCUUUAAAGAAAAUGCUUCUGAAAUAUGUGGUCCAGAGCCAUCAUCAGAUUUAGAAAGUCAACUUUCAUCUUCUCGCCUUUCAGAUGUAUGUCUAGCUUCCAAUGGGUUUGCAGGUUCACUUAAGAGUGAAUCUAGUGAUGUAUCAAACAUAUAUGAUCUCGAGCACGAUACUUCUAAAAUCAAGCCUUAUUUUCAAGUCCCAUCCACCAAAUCAAUUUUUCUUAAUAAUUGUGAUGCUGUAAAUAGUUCAAACUCGCGUUCAUCCAAAGAAUUGAAACUGGCGGAUAAUUGCUCUAAGACUGAUUUUCAUAACCCUCACAAAGUUCUUUCAUUUGAACCUCGAUCUCGACCACACACCGCCUCUUCGAUUGAUCUAUUUCCUGAGCACUCAGCAAACGUUGGCUCUCCUUAUCAAGCUGAAGUAGAAUCAGAUGAGUCUAGCUCUACAUGUGGCACUCUAUCGAUACAUGAUAAUGAACGGGUAAACGAUACAGCUAGUUCUAUCUCUUCUGCAUAUGCCUUCCUUGCAGGGCUUCUUGCCGCUGCUAGUGGGCGUAAGGCCAUCAAAACCAACCUUGAAUCAAAUUUUAAGGAGGCCUGUUCAAGCGAGAAUAAUCGGUAUGCAUAUCCAUAUCAUUGGUUGCGCCCACCGAAUGCCUUCCUUAAUCGUCUCUCUCCUAAAACUUCAAAUUCGAGGUGGCGAUAUUCCACGUCUAAUGGCUCCAGGGAAGAAGGUUCUUUCCCUUCUUCAUCUCAUUGUUCGAAUAUCUCCUUUAGAUCCACUUGUUCUGAUCAAAAUUUGGCUGUAUCUUCUCGAGAUAACUUGGCAGCAGACUGGCGCCAUCGUAAUUCUAGAAGUUUUGCCAUACCCAGAGAUUGUCUCGCUGAGGAAGAGGAAGAAGAAGAUGAAACAGAAGCUGAACAUAGCCUAGAAAUUAACAUUGAAGAUGUUUCGGGAAAACUAGAUGACGAUCCUGAAGGUGAUGAUGCAUGUGCCUCAAAUGGUAUCUGCGACGACGACGGGGAUGACGAUAAUGAUGACGAUAGUCUUGCUGAUUUGGAUGAUUAUUUGUUAUACUAUCGUACCGGGGAUCUUCUGUUUGGCCCUCCUUCUUCUGUUUCUCUGACGGCUGGUGAUUAUUCUAACUGUCCGCCACCCCAAUCACCACAUGUUUCGCUGGGGGAUUUUGACUCACUUUCAUUUCCGGGACUUCGAGCUGUUGGACUUUCUGGUAACGCCUACGCCCAGUAUCGAUCUCAUUUUGGCGAAAUGCUAACAAAUCAAGAUGAUCCCGUUUCUGCACAUACUGCCUCCUCAUUUGUUUCUCCUUGGCGCCAGGAGUGCUCUCAGCUUGCAGAGAAGGUUCAUAGUCUCAAAUCUAGAAUGAACGAAGUCAAAUUGCGAAGGGAAAGACGCCGUGAAGAGUUUCGUCGUCAUGCUGAAUGUGAAGAUGCUCUUCUCACUAAGGAGUCCCACAAGCGUUUACCUCCUAUAAAAUCAGAAGAAACUUCUGCACCUGCUCAUAUUUCGAAUGUUAUUGAAAGAUCGAAUAGUGACAAUUCCAGCUCCACUACUCUCGCAACGAGAAUCUCUAAUAAUAAUGUCACAGUUAUCCCUCGCUCUCUUGAUGUUGAGCGAUCUAACACUGAUCAGCGUCCCUUCACAUCACAUUUAUAUUCUCGUAUGGAGGGAGCUGACUUAAUCCUCAAGCGUUUUUCUCUUCCUGGACGACUUAAGCCGGUUUCAUUGGAAGCCACUUCUUCCGUGCCCGUUUCUGAUUCUAAUGCUUGGAAACAGUUAUCCCGUGGACGCAUUCAGCGCCCUCUCACUCCAAUUGUGCCUCCCACUGCACGUCCAUCUACUCCAGUUUAUCCUGGUCAGAAAACCCUGUGA